ACCAUACACUGUACAAUGGAUCAAACCAUGCGUUCGACUUUUUUCCACAUUUUUUCCCCGUCUUGCAUGUUUCGCUGCACAGACGUCGCUGGGUCGCUGGCUUCUUUGAACCACCUCAGAAAAUUCCAUUUCAUGUCACCUACUGAAAUUGUCACACAGAUGCACGUACGUACAUUGCUUUUAGGAUGUGCCAAACACCCUCGAGUCCCUCUCUCUCUCUCUUUCUCUCUAUAUAUAGCGGCCUCUUUGAUGCACUCUCAAACUGGAAUACUCGGUAUACCCUCAUAUAUAUAUACUGAGAUAAAUAUUGGAGGAUCGGAGCUAGCUUGAUACUUCAAACAAAACUUCGAAACAAAUUAGUCAUGCAGUACUCUCAACUUUCAACACGCAUUUGCGUACCUUAUGCAGUUUCAUUACAGCCUAAAACAACUUGGAACAGUCCAAAGUUCAACAAUGAGAAGAGCGUUGGUCAUUGCACAAGAGUCCCACGCAAUGUUAAUAUGGAGAAACUGCAGAGUGGAUAUUUGUUUCCAGAGAUAUGCAUGCGUGAGUUUGAACACUCUCAGAAAUAUCCACAAGCAGGCUUAAUAAGACUUGGCGUUGGAGAUACUACAGAGCCUAUACCAGAUAUCAUAACUUCUGCUAUGGCUGAGCAUGCACAUGCUCUAUCAACGGUUCAAGGUUAUAGAGGGUAUGGAGCUGAGCAAGGCAACAUGGCACUAAGAAAGGCUAUUGCAGAAACAUUUUACAGAGAUGUGGGUGUAAAAGCCGAUGAAGUUUUUGUAUCAGAUGGUGCACAAUGUGACAUUUCCCGCCUCCAGAUGCUUAUGGGGCCGAAUGUGUCAGUGGCUGUACAGGAUCCAUCUUUUCCGGGGUAUAUAGAUUCCAGUGUUAUUGUUGGUCAGUCUGGCAUGUUCCAAGACGAAAACGGGAAGUAUGAGAAUAUUGUGUACAUGAAGUGCGGGCGCGAGAAUAAUUUUUUCCCAGACUUGUCAAAUACUUCAAGGACUGAUAUCAUUUUCUUCUGCUCUCCAAACAACCCGACUGGUUAUGCUGCAUCACGGCAGCAAUUAAAGCAGCUUGUGGAGUUUGCUAAGGCAAAUGGAUCCAUAAUUGUUUAUGACUCUGCCUAUGCUACUUAUAUAUCAGAUGAAAGCCCCAGAUCAAUCUUUGAAAUUCCAGGAGCCAAAGAGGUUGCCAUUGAAGUUUCGUCCUUCUCCAAGUUUGCCGGUUUCACAGGCGUUCGCCUUGGUUGGACAGUCGUCCCUGAGGAGCUUUUGUACUUGAAUGGAUUUCCUGUCAUUAAGGAUUAUAAUCGCAUUGUGUGCACCUGUUUCAAUGGCGCAUCAAGUGUUGUUCAAGCUGGGGGACUAGCCUGCCUUUCCAAAGAUGGUUACAGGGCCUUAAUUGCUGUGGUUGAUUACUACAUGGGCAAUGCAGGCAUAAUUGCUGAUGCAUUUACAUCACUAGGGCGAAAGGUGUAUGGAGGCAAAAAUGCACCUUAUUUGUGGGUACAUUUUCCGGGAAUGAGUUCUUGGGACAUUUUCAGCGAGAUUCUUGAGAAAACACACAUAGUGACAGUGCCAGGCAGAGGAUUUGGUCCCGGUGGUGAAGAAUACAUUAGAGUCAGUGCAUUUGGCCAGAGAGAACGUAUAUUGGAAGCUUCAAGGAGGCUCAAAAAUCUUUACAAAUAAAGGCAUUUCACCAUGCCUUUUUUAUCACUAGAAUCAAAAUAGUGAAGUGUUAUCCAGUUCAAAUUAUAUUGCUAUCUUUUUCUUCAUAAAAACGCCUAUAGCCAGAGUGCUUUGAACAGAAGUAUCUUCCAGCUGGACUCUACUGCAUGGUGCAGUGUAUGGUUGGGAAAUGAUCUCUGCUGUCAAUUAUUGGGUGUUUUAAAUGCCAUAUACUAGCUUGAGAACUGGCCCUAAUGUUGUAGAAUACAGAUAUAAAUAUAAGCUUCAGUAGCACUUACCUGGAACCUGGAAGGAUUUUCUGCUCAUGUUGAUAUGGUAUCCUUUACCUCACCUGAGAUUUUAUUGGUA
Molecule: messenger RNA, 2042 nt
Organism: Carya illinoinensis
Lineage: Eukaryota; Viridiplantae; Streptophyta; Magnoliopsida; Fagales; Juglandaceae
Product: probable LL-diaminopimelate aminotransferase, chloroplastic
Exons: 10
Coding region: 363-1694 (443 amino acids)
Biological process (GO): L-pipecolic acid biosynthetic process; systemic acquired resistance, salicylic acid mediated signaling pathway
Cellular component (GO): chloroplast
Molecular function (GO): L-lysine:pyruvate alpha-transaminase activity; pyridoxal phosphate binding
Source: RefSeq, a predicted model, not a curated record